Rosa rugosa (rugosa rose) is the source of this 1061-nucleotide messenger RNA. Its product is annotated as mediator of RNA polymerase II transcription subunit 6-like. Gene Ontology annotation, molecular function: transcription coactivator activity; oxidoreductase activity. Gene Ontology annotation, cellular component: mediator complex; core mediator complex. Lineage: Eukaryota; Viridiplantae; Streptophyta; Magnoliopsida; Rosales; Rosaceae. Gene Ontology annotation, biological process: regulation of transcription by RNA polymerase II. The record is from RefSeq and is a predicted model, not a curated record. Bases 154 to 945 code for a protein of 263 amino acids. The transcript has 5 exons.
AUAUAAGUCUCUACACCCAGAGCUCUCUGGUUAUCUCUGUGUACCAUUCUGCCCAGCAACCCCAAUUUGGUUCUCUUUUCCAAGAGCAUUGUGAGUGAGCCCAGAAGAGAGUGUGAGUGAGCCCAGAAGAGAGUGUGAGUGAGAAAGCAUAGAAUGGCCACGCCGCCGAUGCCGCCGCCGAACAUGGAGGGUGGCCCGCCGCAAGUUGUAGCACAGCCGCCGGGGACGGACAUGACCGGAAUAUGCUUCAAGGACCAGCUUUGGCUGAGCUCUUAUCCUCUCGAUCGCAAUCUGGUCUUUGAUUACUUUGCAAUCUCGCCCUUCUACGACUGGACCUGUAACAAUGAACAGCUCCGUCAGCGCGCAAUUCACCCUCUUGAUAUCUCUCACCUCUCCAAAAUGACGGGGACAGGAUACAUGCUGACGGAAGUUACAGAGCCGCACCUGUUUGUUAUCCGCAAGCAAAAGAGGGACAGUCCGGAGAAAGUAACACCCAUGAUGACUUACUAUGUCUUGGAUGGUUCGAUAUAUCAAGCACCUCAGCUCUGCAAUGUUUUUUCAGCUCUGCAAUGUUUUUGCAGCUCGAGUUCAAUGGGACGUGCUCUCUAUCAUAUAAAUAAGGCUUUCACCACUGCGUCUUCAAACUUGGAGAAGAUUGGAUUUGAAUUUGAGAUAGAGAGAGAGUUCUUGUGCGGCCUAGUUGGAAUGAACGGCGAUCUGAUGAGCCAGUACAUUGAGUUCGUCACUGAUAGGCUGCUGGGUGCGUUGGGAUACGGGAAGAUCUAUGAUGUGCAGAACCCGUUUGAUUGGAUGGAGCUGAUUAGUCUUCAGGGGAAGACCAAUUUCUUCGAGAAGAUAGUUGGGGAGUACCAGAAGGCUUCAGUCAUGAACAGCAUUAGUGGAAACAGUGGUAACCAUGCGUUUAAGAUGGAUGAGGAUUUCUAAACUUGGGUUUGUGUAUUAGGGACUUCUUGUUUUUGUUUUUUAGAUUUACAAGUUCUCUUUUUGUUCAAUUUGUUAUUCUGUGCCUUCAGAUAUAUGAUAAAUGGAAAAUUUCAAUA